CGUCAACACUGUACAGAACAUCGCAAAAUAACGGAAAAUUGUAUCGACUACGACUCCAAAAACAUAACGCGCGCACUUGACUCGCACAACGCUCGAGAUUAGUUCGUCCUCGCGCUGUUUUCCGCCUUAAAUCACGGACAGACCGAGCCAUUGAAAUAAAUAAAUGAUCGUCUCCAUCCUCAGAUGCUGCCGCCGCUGCAUCCAUACCGGAGGAUUCAGACGCACGGACCUUCGUUUGUUUAAUGAAAUAAACACGUCUGCUUCAACUUUAAUGUGCCAUCGUACAUGCCAUUUAACCGAAACUCUUCAGAUAUCUUGGUGAUUUUACCGGGAUCAUGUGGACACCGACCGAGGACGAGAAGAUUGGAGUGGUGGUCUGUAGUUUCCGUGGAUCUGUGUCACAUGGACUGACUCUAGAGCUUGGAGAAACGGUUCAGAUCCUGGAAAAGUGUGAAGGAUGGUACCGAGGGUUUUCCACCAAGAAGCCCACAAUCAAGGGUAUCUUCCCAGCCGGCUAUGUUCAUUUGAAGAAGGCAGUCGUCACCAACAGGGGCCAAUAUGAGACUGUGAUCCCCCUGGAAGACCCCAUUGUGACAGAGGUCACCUCGACACUUCAAGAGUGGUCUGUUCUAUGGAAGCAGUUGUAUGUGAAGCAUAAAGUUGACCUGUUCUACAAGCUCCGUCACGUAAUGAGUGAGCUGAUUGAUCUGAGAAGACAACUGCUUUCAGGUCACCUGACCCAGGAUCAAGUCCGAGAAGUCAAACGCCACAUCACUGUACGGCUGGACUGGGGAAAUGAGCACUUAGGUCUGGAUCUGGUGCCCAGGAAAGAGUUUGAAAUGGUAGAUGCAGACCAGAUAAGCGUUUCAGAUCUCUACAAAAUGCACCUAUCCAGCAGACACAGUGUCCAGCAAAGCACAUCACAGGAUGGUGGAAGACAGAGACACGGUGACUCGUGUCGGAUGCCUGUGCCGCACCAUCUUUUCGUCAACCUGAAGAGCUUCACAUACAACACCAUCGGCGAAGACACCGACAUCUUCUUCUCUCUGUAUGACCUUAGAGAAGGCAAGCAAAUCAGUGAGAAGUUUAUGGUGAGACUGAACAAAAAUGGCGGGCCAAAGAAUCUAGAGAAGGUGGACCGUCUCUGUGCGCUCUUCACGGACCUAAGCAACAAGGACAUGAAGAGAGAUCUGUAUAUUGUGUCCCAGGUUAUCAGGACGGGGCGAAUGUUGCUCAAUGACUCGAAGAAAGGCCCCCCUCACGUGCAGUACCGCCGGCCGUACGGAUGCGCAGUGUUAGCCAUGAGCGACGUCCUUCAGACCAUCUCUGAACUCAAAGAGGAGAAAGACUUUGUGCUCAAAGUUUACACUUGUAAUAAUGAAAACGAGUGGUAUCAGAUUCACGAGAACAUUAUCCGCAAGUCCAGCACCAAAUACACUGUCCCCAGUACGAACUACGGUCUAAUCAUCUCCCUGCAGCUGUUACGAGGUGACAUGGAGCAGGUGCGCAGGGAAAACCCCAUGAUAUUUAACCGUGGCGUGGCCAUCACGCGGAAACUGGGCUUCCCCGAUGUAAUCAUGCCAGGUGACAUUCGCAAUGAUCUCUAUCUCACGCUGGAGAAAGGAGACUUUGAGAGAGGAGGCAAGAGCGUUCAGAAGAACAUUGAGGUCACCAUGUACGUGCUCUACGCUGAUGGGGAGAUCCUCAAAGAAUGCAUUAGUCUGGGCUCAGGAGAGUACAACAUCAGCGAGUAUCGCUCUUUCGUUCUCUAUCACAACAACAGUCCUCGCUGGAGUGAGGUCGUCAAACUGCCAAUCCCCAUCGACCGAUUCCGGGGGUCCCACCUGCGCUUUGAAUUCAGACACUGUUCAACAAAGGACAAAGGAGAAAAGAAGCUUUUUGGCUUUGCGUUCACUCCGCUCAUGAGAGAGGACGGCACCACACUGUCAGAUGAGAGCCAUGAGCUUUACGUCUACAAGUGUGAUGAGAACACAACCUUCAGUAACCACGCACUGUACCUGGGACUGCCCUGCUGUAAAGACGACUUCAACGGCUGCCCAAACAUCCCAUCCAGCCUCAUAUUCCAGCGCAGCACAAAGGAAAACCUCUGGAUUUCCACUCAGCUUUCCUCUACCAAAUUAACACAGAAUGUUGAUCUACUAGCUUUGUUAAAGUGGAAAGCACAUCCGGACCGCGUAAUGGACAUUUUGGGUCGAUUACGGCACGUCUGCGGGGAGGAAAUAGUCAAAUUUCUUCAAGACAUCCUUGAUACACUGUUUUCCAUUCUGGAUGAAAACACAGACAAAUAUGGACCCCUGGUGUUUCAGUCACUGGUGUUUAUCAUCAAUCUACUUCGGGAUAGUAAAUUUUAUCACUUCCGGCCUGUGAUGGACACCUACAUCCAGAAGCAUUUCGCUGGAGCUCUGGCUUACAAAGAGCUGAUUCGCUGUCUCAAGUGGUAUAUGGACCGAUCAGCAGAAGUCGUACGGCAGGAUCACAUCCAGGAAGCCAUGAGAGCUCUGGAGUACCUAUUUAAGUUCAUCGUCCAGUCGCGGAUCCUCUACUCGCGGGCCACCUGUGGGAUGGAGGAAGAUCAGUUUCGGGCCAGUAUCCAGGAGCUUUUCCAGUCCAUCCGCUUUGUACUCAGCCUCGACAGCCGCAGCUCUGAGAUGCUUAUUUUCACACAGGGUCCUCAGCCUCCUACAGGACAAGCCAGUACCAACCAGGGCAGCUGCUUGCAGCCGUUGAGCUGUAAUGCCCCACGGCCUUCUCCGCUGUCUGCUGCCCUGCUCAACUCUUUUCCCGCCAUUUUUGACGAGCUUUUACAGAUGUUCACAGUGCAGGAAGUGGCAGAGUUUGUAAGGGGAACUCUGGGGAGUAUGCCUAGUACAGUCCACAUCGGUCAGUCCAUGGAUGUGGUAAAGCUGCAGUCCAUUGCUCGAACAGUGGAUAGCAGGCUAUUCUCCUUUCCAGAAUCAAGGAGAAUUCUUCUCCCUGUUGUUCUCCAUCAUAUUCAUCUGCAUCUGCGGCAGCAGAAGGAGCUUCUCAUCUGCUCAGGGAUCUUGAGCAGCAUCUUCUCCAUUAUUAAGAGCAGCUCACUGGAGAGCUCAGUGCAGGAAGAGGUGGAGAUGAUGGUGGAGAGUUUAUUGGAUGUGUUGUUGCAGACGCUUUUGGCCAUCAUGAGUAAAUCUCAGUCUCAGGAGGCGGUAAGAGGACAGCGCUGUCCACAGUGCACAGCUGAGAUCACUGGGGAAUACGUGUCCUGUCUCUUGUCCCUUUUGCGACAAAUGUCGGACAUUCACUUCCAACACCUUCUGGACAACUUUCAGAGCAAAGAGGAGCUCAAGGAGUUCUUGCUGAAGAUUUUCUGUGUGUUCAGAAACCUGAUGAAGCUCAGUAUAUUUCCCAGAGACUGGAAUGUCAUGAGACUUCUGACCAGCAAUAUCAUUGUGAGCACAACUCAGUAUCUGUCACCAGCUCUGCAUAAGAGCUUUACGGAUGCUGACUUUGAUUUUAAGGUUUGGAAUUCUUACUUCAGUCUGACAGUGUUGUUUAUCAACCAGCCCAGUCUACAGCUGGAGAUGCUCACACCAGCAAAGAGGAAGAAGGUCUUUGACAAGUAUGGUGAUAUGAGAGUGAUGAUGGCUUAUGAACUAUUUAGCAUGUGGCAGAAUUUGGGUGAGAAUAAGAUCCACUUCAUACCGGGAAUGAUCGGGCCAUUUUUGGGUGUGACGCUCGUACCACAGAAUGAAGUGCGGAAUAUAAUGAUCCCCAUCUUUCACGAUAUGAUGGACUGGGAACAGCGAAAGAACGGCAACUUCAAACAGGUGGAGGCAGAACUGAUUGACAAGCUGGACAGUCUGGUGUCGGAAGGCAAAGGAGACGAGAAUUACAGAGAACUCUUCAGUUUGCUAACUCAACUUUUUGGACCAUACCCCAGUCUGUUGGAGAAGAUUGAGCAGGAGACCUGGAGGGAGACUGGCAUCUCGUUCGUCACGUCUGUCACACGCCUCAUGGAACGACUGCUGGACUACAGGGACUGUAUGAAAGGUGAUGAAACAGAAAACAAGAAAAUAGGUUGCACCGUCAACCUGUUGAAUUUCUACAAAUCAGAGAUUAAUAAGGAGGAGAUGUAUAUCCGAUACAUUCACAAGCUUUGUGACAUGCACCUGCAGGCUGAAAACUACACAGAGGCGGCGUUUACUCUGCUGCUGUACUGGGAGCUUUUACACUGGGAGGAAAGACCACUGCGAGAAUUCCUGCACUAUCCUGCACAGAGUGAAUGGCAUCGCAAAGAGGGUCUCUGCCGUAAGGUCAUCCACUACUUCAACAAGGGGAAGUGUUGGGAGUAUGGUGUCCCGCUGUGCCGAGAACUAGCCUUUCAGUACGAGUCUCUUUAUGAUUAUCAGAGCCUCAGCUGGAUACGGAAAAUGGAGGCAGCGUAUUAUGACAAUAUCAUGGAACAGCAGAGACUAGAGCCGGAGUUCUUCAGGGUGGGCUUUUAUGGGCGGAAAUUCCCCUUCUUCCUCAGGAAUAAGGAGUUUGUUUGCCGGGGACAUGACUACGAAAGGCUUGAAGCUUUUCAGCAAAGAAUGCUGGGUGAAUUUCCACAAGCUAUUGCCAUGCAGCACCCUAAUCAACCAGAUGAGGGAAUUUUGCAGGGUGAUGCCCAGUACUUACAGAUCUACGCAGUUACUCCAGUUUCAGAAAAUGUAGAUGUGCUGCAGAUGGACCGUGUACCUGACCGCAUCAAAAGCUUCUACAGAGUCAAUAAUGUCAGACGAUUUCGUUAUGACCGACCCUUCCACAAAGGGCCGAAAGACAGGGAGAAUGAAUUUAAGAGUCUCUGGAUUGAGCGGACUACACUUAUCCUCACCCACCCUCUGCCUGGAAUCUCCCGCUGGUUUGAAGUGGAAAAGCGAGAGCUGGUUGAAGUUAGUCCGCUGGAGAACGCCAUUUAUGUGGUGGAAAAUAAGAACCAGGAGCUUCGCACACUGAUCAGCCAGUACCAGCACAAGCAGCUUCACGGAAACAUUAACUUGCUCAGCAUGUGCCUCAACGGAGUCAUCGACGCGGCCGUCAAUGGGGGCAUAGCCAGAUAUCAGGAAGCAUUCUUUGAUAAAGAGUACAUUAGCAGCCACCCAGAAGAUACAGAGAAGAUCACCCAACUUAAGGAUCUGAUGCAAGACCAGGUUCACAUCCUGGGUGUGGGCCUGGCCGUCCACGAGAAACUGGUGCACCCAGAAAUGCGUCCGCUGCACAAGAAACUCAUUGAUCAGUUCCAGAUGAUGAGGAGUAGUCUUUGUCAUUGUUUUUAUGUGGCCCUGCAGGGCUUGCCCGGUCUAGACAAACUGAGUUCAGCCUGCUCAGGAGCCAGUACACCACGCGGCAUCCUUGCCACUCACAGUCCCAUGAGUCCUGAGAGUAUUAAACUCAUGCACCGAUACAGUCCUCUGAAUGUGUUGGGCUCUGUCCGCCACUCCUCUUCUUCUCUCUCCUCUCACACCUCCAGUGAGACAGGGAAUCUGCUCAUACUGACCGACAGCAUGAUGGAGCACCCGGAGGACCUCUAUCGUAUGCAGGUUGGCAGGGUUGGGAGGCCCAGUCCAUCAUCAUCCAGUUUGAGCUCGACGCAUUCGGCUCCAUCUCAGAUGAUAAACUCGGGGUACAGCAGCAUCAGAAUCGGCUCCCCGUCACUGCCGGACAGAUACAGACACAACAGAGAGAUAUUGAUGCUUCUCCCACCACAUAGGGACCGUCCCAGCAGCGCCAUGUAUCCCAACAUGACUGAGAAUGGACAGCCUGCUAACCAACAGAGGGCUCUAUACCAUCAGGUCAUUGGUCCCUGCAAACCCUGCAGUGACCCCAAUCUCUCUGUGGCUGAUAAAGUGGUGACUGCUCCCAGCAGCUGGAGUUUGGACAGCGGCACCAGGGACACUCUCCCGUUCCUCUCCUCUCAUGUGGGGAGUGUGAUGGCCCCGCCCGUUCCUCCCCGCAGUCUUCCUCCUGGACACUUCUCGAUGCACUUUGAUGCUUUCCAUCACCAGAUCAGUGAACUCCCUCCAGCUCUCCCUGCGCGCUCCUUAAGAAAGUCGCCCCUGCACCCUAUACCUGCCUCGCCCACCAGUCCACAAUCGGGCCUGGAUGGCAGUAACUCCACCUUGUCUGGCAGUGCCAGUAGUGGCGUCUCCUCCUUGAGUGAGAGCAACUUUGCCCAGUCCUCUUCCGAGCCUCCAGCACGAGCCGACACCCUGGACUCAAUGCCAAGCAGCCAGACCUGGACCACGGACACGGAGGAAGCCGAGAGCCCCUACCUCCCUGUUCGCUACAGCAUCUCUGAGCCCGAUGUUCUGGACCCUCUCAAGCCAGCUCCAUGCCGUAGUCUUUCAGCCCCAUUGGGCAUAACCCCAGGGAUGCCCCCUGAUGGGCACCUCCACCAUCAUCUCCACCUUCACCACCACCACCCACAUGCAAUUCACAUCACCCACCCCCACUACCAUCACCACGAGCCUCCACCCGCUCUGCCCCCCAAACCCUACCUGAGGGAGGGGUGCAUCCCUGAAGAGGACCUGAGGCCAGUUCCAAGGCCCAUGCUCCGCAAGAUCUCCCAGCCUCUGCUCACUAACAAGGAGGAACAAGCCAAGGUGGCCUGGGAACAUGGCAUCAGUGAAGAAUAGAAGAAGAACAAGGUUUGGCUUGACCACUGACUUUGGUGGGAUGGGUGGUCAGGUUUUGGGAAUGAUGACGCCCCAAAGCAGUGACUGGUUUAGAACUUUCUGCUCUACUUCCAGUAUAUCCAGUGUAGGUCUUUUAAACUUUUUUCAGAAAUGCUUGCCAUGUUGCUGAGCUUCUACAUGCUAGUGGGAAUUUUACGUUUUUGUACUACUUUGGUGUUGGAUGGGUGUUGACCAAGAACAUUAAGUUCAAAGUACUAGGGCCCAUGCCACUUACACUCAAAAGUUUGUGUAUUGAUGAGAUGACCCAGACAGGGUAAUGUAGGUUAGAAUAAUCUUCGCUCUUCAAAGUAAUAGAUCCAAGAGUUUCAUGCCCUCAGACAUGUAUACACCUCCUCUCAAGUUAACACUUCAUAAUUAUCAUUCCAAUAGUUCCGACUGACAACAUUAAGCACUUUUCCAGUAUUGGGCCGAAUGGUUCUGAGUAUGGUAACGGUUCCAGUAGCAUUUCUACUUAAGCAUGGUUUGGUAAGGUGCAAUUUCAAACUGUUCCUGGCUCAGAUUUCUCAGCACAGUAAGCUAACCAUUCUCAGGACACAGAACCGUGCUGGUGGAAUGGCUUUAGUAUGUGACAACUCACAACUGGUCACUUGCUCAGUCAAUCCAUUGGAAGCACUAUAGUGGAAAACUAAACUGUAACCGUGCCAACGAGACCAGAUCAGUAUGGAACGGCAUGGAUCCACAACGAGAACCAUUCAGCCUGAUGGUGAAAAACCAGCUAUACAUCCACAAAUUAUUGAGUGUUGACAAACCUUGCAGGAAAUACUAGUUGGGUUGCACUUUAGCACUCAACCUUGGAGCACCAAAAAAAAAAAAAACUUAUUAGUUUUGACUUUUUUCCAAAAUGAUAAUUAAAAAAAAUGCUAGCAGAGAGUGGUUCAGUGGUUUCUUAGAUGGCUAAAAUUUAAAUUAAGUUAACUUGCCUCUUACCGACUUAAAUAAGGGUGGAUUUCAGAAUAUCUUUGAAUAUAUCCAAAUCGUCUAAACAUGCUCAUUUUCUCUGACAAGAUAUUUACCUCCCGAUCCAAUGCAAGAACCUCAAAUACCUUUUCAUUAACACAGAGGUUGAUAUGUAACAUGCUAAUACUUUAUUACAAAACUAAAAACACUUAACAAAACAUCUGCUACCUCCUGCUCAGUAGCGGGAAGCUUCUCCCGAGAGAAGCUGCUUUGAUUUGACAGUAAGAGGCUUUUACAGUCUUCGUAAAGCCUCAUUACACCCACAAUAUUGUCGUGCUGCGGAAGCAAAUCAGUCAGUUUGAACACUACUAUCCCGUUAUGCUAAUAACAAAACAGUCAAAGAGCUGUUCUAUCAAAGCCAUUCCAUAGAUGUGUCCUAAUGGUAAAGUGGCUUUUGGUCUCUGCAGGUUUCUUGGGGAUUUGAUUUCCGUUCCUCUGAGUUGAUGGUUUUCAUAAAGAAGUAUAUAUAUUUUUAGAUAGAGCUGUUAUAAAAUUCUACGAAUUUUAUAUAAUUGUAUAGUAAAAGAGAUUGAAUAAAUAUUGCCUAGAUUAUAUCACAAAUAUUAUGAAAGAUUAUAUCACACGUUGGAUGGGUGGAAAAGAGGGAAAAUUCACAUAAGUGUGUGUUUUGUUUUGUUCAAGUUUGGGGACUUUGAAAUGUCCUUAAGCUGCUGAUAGAUGCACACUCGAUACAUUAUGGUGUUGCAUAAUAAUUUUUGAUGACUUGAAAGUGUAUGUUAUUUAAAAAGCUUUUUUUAUGUUCAGUUGUGCAUGUUCUCUUCAACGGUGGUGAUAAUAUUGUCCUACAUCACUUGAAGGGAGUGUCUGGUCACAUGACACUGUUAUUUUUUUCUACUUUGGUUGACACACUGCUGAUUGAGUCUGGGAUAAAUACUGUAUAUGUGGCAAAAAUGGCACAAAACCUAAAUCUGCAGGCCAAUUUUAAUUUUAUUUUCAAGAGAAAAGCAAGAAUGGCCAUUGUCCUCUUAUUGAGACAAUGUACUAACUAGGUGCGACGCUAUAAAGAUACAAGGCGAAAAAUCUCAUGUUGAUCUGAGUUCGAAGAUUACUGUGUUUCUGUCUUUCUGUCACAUUGUGCUUUUUAGCCCCACCCACAAUAGAUCCUUACUGGUCCAGAAUCCUGCUUCAAAUAGCUGUACUUAUACAAAUAUAUCCUGAUUGGCUGUGAUUGUGUGGCAUUCUGCAGCAUUUUUGGUUUCAGUGUGGAAAUACAAAAUACUUACUGUUGAAAACUUGUCAUGUUGUGCCAUGUUAGGGCACGUGUGAGACAUUUCUUAUUCACAGUAAUCCACUGUACAUUUUUCAUCUUUUAUUAUGGGCAUUAUCACAUAGUGUACAUAUUUGUGAAAUAUAUAAUUUAACAAUUUAAUUUAAUGCCAUUUUACUCCUUGUUCUGUAUUGUUUUAGGUAGAUAAUUUCCGAUGCAUACACACAAUUCAUAUUUUAUGGUUCAUUUGGUUUGUCACUUCAUUAUCAUUAUGUUUUGGUUUCGAAGGUCUGGCAUGCAAUCAGAAAAUAUACUCAAGGUAGCACAUAGUAUGAAAGCCCAUACUUGAAGGAUAUGAUGAAAAGAAAGUAUUUAGGUAAUCAUAGGCAAGACUUUUUUAUAUGUGCUUUGUAAUAUAAAGACUGUACUCAUCAUGGUGAGGUAUGUACAGAAAUAAAUGCAUGCCAACUUACUGGAAGAUAGUUCAUCGCUUAUGGCCUUUUUAUGGCCAGAGAAAACAAAUACAAGUGUUGUCAUAGAAGGCCUUCCGUAAAUGUGGGAAUCCAUUCACCACCAUCAUAUCUCCAUUCUGUCUAUUGCUCUUUAAGUAAGGCUUAACAGGUGAUGGUAUACAUUUAAAGAUUAUAUAUAUAUAUAUAUAUAUAUAUAUAUAUAUAUUUAUUAUUAUUAUUAUUAUUAUUUACUCAAUGAUGAAGACAUAUAAUGAGAAAAAAUAUUUGCGUUAUAUCUCCAAAGACAUACAGACAUGGGUUUACUGAUAGGUUAAGUUAUUAUGAUUAACCUUAAGGUUAAUUCAGACGAUAUAAAUAUUUUCUAUACACAUUAAAUAUUGAGUGAUCAGGGAAGGAAUCUAUGCAAAGAUUGAGUGAUAUAACAGUGUAUGUCCUGCUCGAGUAUAUCCAGGAUGGCCCAUUCUGUGAAUAUUAGCACUGAUAUAUUAAAAAGCAUUUUUAUUAUUUUCAGUAUUUCUUUUUAUGGCUUUCUAGACAUUUUGCAUGUAAAUACUGACUGACGGAUACUGUGUGUCUUGGAUUCAUUCACAAACAUAAUUUUACUUGCAUAUUCGAGCAAAAAGAAAUAAAAGAAAUAAAGAAUAAUAAAGUAGGCUAUAUUGUCACAAUUCAUUAAAACGUACUUUUAAUGAAGGUACUCAUUUGGCACAAACGACCAUGUAAAAAUCAGUGUACAUAUUUUACAUGUUUGAUAUCUGGAGGCACGCUGACAGAGUUUCGGAUUGAGGGUGAAAUUAAUUUUUUACAUGACAAAGUUGCCCUGAUCAACAUCUAUAUUUCAAACUAGCUCGGUACUGUGUUCAUAUAUACAGCAUAAUGUGUGAAAUGCUAAUAAAAUAUUUGGCUUUUUCUGUAUUUUGCUGAGACAAUUGGUGACUUGAAUGAGGCAGAUAUUGUCAUAUGUUUUUGGAAGGUGAAAUGGGUUAGCAAAGGGAAAACAGGAGAUAAACGACUGGUAUGCAUUAUUUGGUCAUUGUACAUUUGAAAUACUGAGUAAAGGUGGGUAGUGAACACUCUGGCCUGCAUUACAGUUCGUACCGCACUAUGUCUGGCUUUAUUUUGUGUAAAUAAUCCUACGAAAGCUUUGUAUUUAUAUGAUCAAGAGGGACAAAUCAUGUAUAGACCAAGAUUAAUUGUCUGCCUUGUACUUUCUGAUGUAAAUGUGUUUUUAAAACUAAAAUGCAAAAAGGUAAAAAUGAAAAAAAUCUUUCAAUGGCCUAACCACUACAGUUAUUUUGUGUAUUUUGCAUCGAAAUCUGAAGAACGUUACGUUUUACCAUGCAGAAAUGCGAAAACCUUUGUACAAGUAUUCUCAAAGUAUUUUUUUCUGUAUAUAUUGUGCUAGCAUGAAUAUAUGUGGUGUGGAUUUUAUGUAAAUACACACAAUUUCUUUUCUUUUUUUCCUUUUCACUUAACCGCUGUGACAUGUAAUUCAUUAAUAAUGCCUAAUAUUAAAGAAAAUGUUUUAUCGA
This is a messenger RNA of Myxocyprinus asiaticus (Chinese sucker), 10927 nucleotides long. RefSeq names its product dedicator of cytokinesis protein 3-like. The transcript has 55 exons. Gene Ontology annotation, cellular component: cytoplasm; plasma membrane. Gene Ontology annotation, molecular function: small GTPase binding; guanyl-nucleotide exchange factor activity; GTPase activator activity. The coding region runs from base 336 to 6677 and encodes 2113 amino acids. NCBI's taxonomy places the organism in Eukaryota, Metazoa, Chordata, Actinopteri, Cypriniformes, Catostomidae. Gene Ontology annotation, biological process: small GTPase-mediated signal transduction. The record is from RefSeq and is a predicted model, not a curated record.